Molecule: messenger RNA, 742 nt
Organism: Camelina sativa (false flax)
Lineage: Eukaryota; Viridiplantae; Streptophyta; Magnoliopsida; Brassicales; Brassicaceae
Product: arabinogalactan protein 16
Source: RefSeq, a predicted model, not a curated record
GAAACAUUAGUAAUGAUGUCAAGUUUGACAAGAAAACUAGAAGAAGAAAUAAAAGAAAAAUGAAAGAGAGAAUUCGAGGAAAAGUUCUUGAACUUUUUCUGACCGGAUAAAUAACCGGUUAUAACCGGGUAAACAUUGAACCGGUGUUGUUGGACUACACUAUAAGGAAACACCUUAAAACGCACAAAGUCGUCGUCGUCGUCGUCUCUCUCUCUCUCCUUUACAUUUUACAUUACACACUUUUACUCUUCACAUUCCUCUCUCUCUCUCUCGCCGGAGUUAGAUUUUUUUUCUCGAGGAUCUUCGUUUUCUUUCGGAUCAAAACACCAGCAGAGAUAGAGAGAGAUAUGAUGACGACGAGAAACUCCGUAGGCGGAUUGGCGUUAUUCAGUUUUGUAUUCGCGGUGAUAUUGUCUCUCGUCGGAGCACAAUCCCUAGCUCCAGCUCCUGCUCCCACCAGCGAUGGAACAUCGAUAGAUCAAGGGAUAGCGUAUUUGCUAAUGGUGGUGGCGUUAGUGCUGACUUAUCUAAUUCAUCCUCUUGAUGCUUCUUCUUCUUCUUCUUCCUUCUCCUUCUUCUAAUCUCUCUCUCUCCAAUUUCCAAGUUUUUUUUUUUUUUUUUUUUUUUUUGUGGAUAAAAUUCCUAAAGAGUCUGUGGGUUGAUGAUUUGUGCUUUUUUUUUUUUUGUCUCGAUUAUUAUGAUUUCUUUCUGGAGAUUUACUGAUAAUUGUUUCUUCUCUUCU